UUAACAACGCCGUCAGUUUGCUCGGGCAGACGACGAAUUAUGACGGAAAAGUGUCUUCCUCUAUGACCACAACUGAUCGUCAUAGCAUGCAUUCACUUCCAUGACAACGCGCCUUUCGUCACAGAAUGUAUACACAUCGAUGACGAAACUGAGUAGUCCGUCACAACACAACAAAUGUGACGCGACCCCUAUGACCAAAUCGAACUCGUCACAAAUUCGUCACAAACCUUACUCUGUGACGAUAUAUACACAUGCAGUGACGCAAUACGAACGUCAUCGAUGAUAAGAUCUCUACUAGUGGAAGAAGAAGAUGAUGACAUGAUGUUGUUUAUUUUCCCUGCCUUAUAUCUGAUGGGUUCAACUAGAGGUGGGGGACAAAAGAAGAAACGCCAUACAUCAGAUGAGACAGGCGAGGUUAAGGUUCGACGACUCCUCGAGGGACAUGUCAAGAACUGUCAAGUUACAUUUCGGAUGGAACCACACAUCUUCAGAGAGCUUGCAACUUAUCUUAGAAGGAGAAGGAUCAUUGUUGAUACAAGGAUCACGGUCGAGGAGAAGUUGGGGUUCUUCUUAUACAUGCUAAGUCGCAACGCCUCAUAUCAGGAUCUCCAAGUGUAUUUUGGGCACAGUAAUGACACCUUCCAUCAUCACAUCAACCACUUCUUCAAUAAGGUCAUUCCUGUCCUAUCUCGUCGCUUCAUUCAGCCUCCUGAUCCUAAUCAAGUGCAUCAAAAAAUCCAAGAUAAUCCUGGAUUCUAUCCAUUCUUCAAGAAUUGUCUUGGUGCCAUUGAUGGAACUCACAUUCCUAUUUCCAUAUCUCCUGAUAAACAUUCUCCUUUUCGAAAUCGGAAAGGAACACUAAGCAUAAAUGUGAUGGUGGCAUGUGAUUUCGAUCUCAAUAUCACUUUUGUUUCUAGUGGAUGGGAGGGAUCGGCCACAGAUUCUAGAGUGCUAAGAUCAGCUAUGAGCAAGGGUUUCCAGGUACCUCCAGGAAAAUUCUAUCUAGUUGAUGGAGGGUAUGCAAGAGGUAUUGUGUUCUCCAAGAGGUAUUGUGUUCAAUGUUUCUUCAUGCUUUCUUGUAAGUUUUGUAUUACCGAUGUGUGAUCAUUGUUUAUGUAGUAGUGAAACAAAGAGCAGAUUGGAAUCCAGGCCUUGAGAGGUCUCUUGUUAACAUUCUCCAUGAAUUUAAAGAAAGUGGAUAUAGAGGUGACAAUGGUUGGAACUCCGAAGGGUGGAAUAGAAUGGUCAAGGAGUUUCAUGUGAGGAACAAGUAUGUCUCCUUUACAAAGUCUCAAAUUCAGGAUAAAGAAGGUCAGCUGAAGAGAGACUACAAGAUGCUCAAAGCAGCAAAGCAACAGAGUGGGUCCACCUGGAAUGAGAGAAGGAAUAUGGUUGAAGGACCACCAGCUUUGUGGGAGAAUCUCAUGGUGACAUUUCCUAAAAUCAAGAAGUUUAACAACAACAAGGCAACCUUCCCGCUCUUUGAUGCUUUGGGAGAGCUUUAUGAUGGACACUUGGCUGAAGGGACUUGGAAUUGCACUUCUCUUGAGGCACCGCAAGAGGAAGAACCAAAUGAGCAACUUCAGGAUGCAGAAGAUGGACCACAAGGCUUUGAUCUGAAUGUUGUUCAUGAUGUAGAUGAUGAAGUUGAUGAUGCACUCACCGAAAGGAAUGAAGAUAUGCUUCAAGGAAGGGCUAAUACUCUGUCACGAGAUGAAGAAAGUGGACAGCGAAGACCUGUUGCGUCAAGAAACAAGCAAGAAAAGGAACCAAAGAAGCCUAGAAAGACUGAUAACAUAGAAAAUAUGAUGAACAAAUACCUAGAAAUGAGGAGUAAGCAAGUAGAAGAUGAAGCUGCAAGAGAAAAGGAAACAAGAGAAAAGGAGACAAGAGAAAAGGAGGCAGCUCAAAGUGAAGAUUUCUCCAUCAAAAGGUGCAUAUCAGUUCUGAACACAAUGGAAGAAGUGACCAAACUGGAGAAGGCAAAAGCAUAUUCAGUCUUCACCAAGAGCAAAGAGAAUAGAGAGACUUUCAUAUGUGCAUGUGAAGCGGAUCAAGAAUCAGCUUUGAUUUGGCUAAGAAAUGAGAUGGCUUAGUUUGGGUGAUCAAUGGGUGAUGCUUAGCACAUCUGGAGGUUUCUUAUUUUGAACUGACAUGCUUAGUUCUAAAGUGAUGUUUCUUCUUAGCACAUAUGUUCUAUCUCUUAGCUGUUGAAGAUGUCAGUCUAUCAAGAUUGUUCUUUGCGUUUGUUGGCAAGACUAUAAUUUGUUUGUUGCUUUGCUGUUUAAAACUAUUUGGUUGGUGAUGCUUAGCUGUUGCGUCUGUUGAACAUGCAAGUCCUGAUCAGGUUUCUUUAUUUUAAUCAAUGAAACAUUGCCCAUUGCGGGACUGCAGUUGUGCAACA
Messenger RNA from Zea mays, 2404 nucleotides. RefSeq lists its product as uncharacterized. The record is from RefSeq and is a predicted model, not a curated record. The coding region runs from base 1242 to 2096 and encodes 284 amino acids. The transcript is spliced from 4 exons. NCBI's taxonomy places the organism in Eukaryota, Viridiplantae, Streptophyta, Magnoliopsida, Poales, Poaceae.